CUUUUGCAGCAGCACAGGAAGGACGUGGACUAAAUCGUGCUUGCAGGAACUGUAAAAGUUUGGACCCAGAAAUGGCAGCACAGGAGGAAUUCUUUGCAGGUAUUCCCAGUAAGAUCCAGUAUACACCAGGUGCUGGACCCAGAGAUGUCAUGUGCUUUAAGCACUACAAUGCAGAAGAGGUGCUGAUGGGGAGGACGAUGGAGGACUGGCUGAGGUUCUCCGUCUGCUACUGGCACUCCUUCUGUGGCACUGGUGCUGAUCCUUUUGGUUUUCCAACCCUCCAGCGGCCCUGGAAUGAAGGGACUCCUAUGGAAUCGGCUAAGAAGCGACUCCAUGCUGCAUUUGAAUUUUUCACUAAGCUUGGGGUGAAGUAUUACACGUUUCAUGACAGAGACAUGGCCCCUGAAGGCUCCACUUUGGAGGAGUCCAACAGGAAUCUUGAUGAAAUAACAGACAUGGCGCUCCAGCUGCAGAGCCAGACUGGAGUCAAGGUGCUGUGGGUCACCUGCAACCUGUUUGCCCAUCCAAGGUAUAUGAACGGUGCAGCCACCAAUCCAGACUGCCAUGUUCUGGCCUAUGCUGGUGCUCAGGUGAAGAAGGGUCUGGAUAUUGCCAAGAAGCUGGGUGCAGAAAACUUUGUGUUUUGGGGAGGAAGAGAAGGUUUCCUCUCCAUCCACAACACGGAUGUUGCUGCUGAAUUGAAGCACAUGGCCAACUUCUUCCAAAUGGCUGUCAAGUACAAAGAGAAGAUUGGAUUGAAGUGUCAGUUUCUUAUUGAGCCCAAGCCUAAGGAGCCCUGCAAACACCAGUAUGACUACGAUGCUAUGAGUGUUAUAGGGUUCCUAAAGCAUUAUGGCCUGGAGAGUCACUUUAAGUUGAACAUCGAGCCCAACCACACCACCCUGGCAGGACACUCUUAUGAACAUGAUGUUGUCAUGGCUUCUGCUUUCGGCAUGCUGGGUUCUGUUGACUCAAACACCGGCUCGCCUGACCUGGGAUGGGACACAGAUCAGUUCCCCAUGGACAUCAGGAACACCACCUUGGUCAUGAAGACCAUCAUCGAACAAGGUGGCCUGCAGCCAGGAGGCCUGAACUUUGAUGCAAAGGUGCGCAGAGAGUCCACUGAUCUUGAGGACCUUUUCAUCGCUCACAUUGGAGCCAUGGAUGCCUUUGCAAGAGGACUCAGAAAUGCUGUCCGCAUCCUUGAGGACGGGCUUAUUGGUGGUAUGCUGAAGGAGAGAUACUCAAGCUUCAGUCAUGGCCUUGGACAGAAGGUGGAGGAAGGCUCUGCCACCUUAGAGGAGAUGGAAGCUUUCGUCAACCAGAAUGGUGAACCGAAAGUAACCUCAGGGAAGCAAGAAAAAUAUGAAUCCAUCUUUAAUCACUACAUAUAAUAAAAUAAUUGUAUCUUUCUGUAUUAGUGUUUGGACCUGCUGUAGUACUAGUACUCGGAAUUAAUACAUGUAAUUGACCAUGUAAACGUGCUGCACAUGUAAACUGACUAAUCAAUAGGAAAUGUGUGUUAGUAUGUUUUGUAUGGCCACUGUUAUACAGGACCAUCUGCUAUACUCAUAGUAACUAGAGACUAAUGUUUACCAUGUAAUAAAAUGGAAGAUCAGAAUGAAGUUGAUCAUGUGUACUUGUAAAGUUCAGUCUAGAUGUUAGCAUUUGAAUAAUUAAAUCUGACAAAUAUUCAGAAAAAUGUCUCUUAAAAAUAAUAAUGAUUAAAGACAGUACAAAAUGCGCGAUUGUUUA
Messenger RNA from Stegastes partitus (bicolor damselfish), 1755 nucleotides. RefSeq names its product xylose isomerase-like. The coding region runs from base 72 to 1394 and encodes 440 amino acids. Gene Ontology annotation, molecular function: xylose isomerase activity. The transcript has 14 exons. The record is from RefSeq and is a predicted model, not a curated record. Gene Ontology annotation, biological process: carbohydrate metabolic process. NCBI's taxonomy places the organism in Eukaryota, Metazoa, Chordata, Actinopteri, Pomacentridae.